AUUGACGAGCUCAUGUCAAGGCACAUCGCCCACCUCUUCAUUCGGGAUCCAAUUAGUCUGUUUGCCGAGAAAUUGCAACCGUCGUCGGAGAAUGACACUGACCACUUUGAGCGCUUCCUUCUACCACCAAGCAUGCAUGAGGUGAAUGUCCAGCGACCCCUUUUGCCCUUGGACUCGGUGACCAAAGCCCCGGUUAAAACCCCUACUGGUUUUAUGAUCGCCCCGAUACUUGCCGUUACUAUCGGCGUCUGUGCGUCCUGCAUGAGUUCGGAUGAUCCACGCAUUUUCGUUAUCCCUUCCUUGAAAGUUGUGUUUACGGCCCUUGGUGCAGUAUUCUUGACACAGAAUAUUCAGUCCACCAAUUGGCAGUCCAUGCGGUUCAAGCCACCGCCCGCGAACUCGGACAUUGGCUGGCGCGUUGAGUUUCGUCCAAUGGAGUUGCAGCUGACUAACUUCGAGAAUGCAGCUUUCGCAACCUUCAUUGUCCUGCUCACACGUACAAUCCUCUCCCUCAAACUCAACUUCCUCAUCCCAAUCUCAAAGGUCGAGGCGAACAUGAGAAAUGCAGUCAAGCGAGACGCUGUUAAUCAGGCUCGCUUUUAUUUCCGCAAAGGUGACCUCAUAACUACUGGUAAGGGUUACUUCCCAGUGCAGCCUCCAGAUUUCGCUUUAGGUAUUCUCAGCAUUCGGGUAUCAUGCUAG
Molecule: messenger RNA, 702 nt
Organism: Dibothriocephalus latus
Lineage: Eukaryota; Metazoa; Platyhelminthes; Cestoda; Diphyllobothriidea; Diphyllobothriidae
Source: the annotation of a GenBank genome assembly